Messenger RNA from Paramuricea clavata, 1611 nucleotides. Lineage: Eukaryota; Metazoa; Cnidaria; Anthozoa; Malacalcyonacea; Plexauridae. The record is from the annotation of a GenBank genome assembly.
AUGGCGAGGAGACGUUCAUUCGGCGGAUAUGAAGAGGACAGGUUUGAAAACGAAGUAGACAGUGCAUUACUGUGCACUACUUGUAGAAACGUCUUAAAAGACCCAGUCCAUUGCCCGAAUGAACAUUAUUGCUGCCGCUCGUGUAUUGUAAAGCAUUUGCACGAAAACUUCGAAAGGUGUCCGAUGUGUCAACACCAUCUGACGGAAGAAACUUUGAGCAAACCACCGAGAGUUUUGACGAAUAUGUUGCAGAACCUCAAGAUUCGGUGUGAUCACGCCAAACGCGGUUGUCGAGAAUUGAUCAAGCUUGAAUUUCUUGAUCGCCAUGUCAAGAGCUGUGGCUAUUCACCAACACGUUGUACAAACCCUGGCUGUCCUCAAGUCAUCAACCAACACGAAAAAGAACGCCAUGAGAAUGAACUUUGUCGUUUUCGUAUGGUUGUUUGUGACGAUUGUAAGCAACAAAUGUCAGGCAAGUCAAGUCGUGUUCAUCCCUGCUUCAUGAGGAAAGAAAUGGACCAUUUAGUCAAAGAUAUGAGGGAAGUCAAGGAUGAAGUAAAGCAAGUGAAGCUGACUCAAGAGGAGUUUAUUCGAGAUCUGAUAGACCAAGUUGCCAGACAAAAUGAUGUCGUUGAUGAUCUAUGCCACAGAAUGAAUAACAUGAAAGCAGAAAUGGAGUGGAAUGCAAAGGAAGCAAGCGAACGAUGUGAUUUGUUCACAGGUAGAUCAAAAAUUUUCGUUUGUGGAGGGAUAGAUGUAUACAACCUUAAUUCCGUAGAGUCGUACAGCUGGCCCGAGAAUUCCUGGACUGUGGAACCAGCAAUGAAGGAGGCACGAUCAAACCCUUCAGCAUUUGUCCACGAGCGGCAAAUGUAUGUCAGUGGCGGAUGGACUGGGACCAAGGCCACUGACAGCAUUGAAAGCAUGAAUGUUGCCGAGGAAAACAUAGAAUGGAUUCAGUCUCCUCUCAAGAUGCAAAUUAAGUGUCAAGGACACAAAAUGGUUUCUCACGAGAACAGUGCGAUUUUAACUGGUGGAUUUGAAGGUGGCAAUGUUUCAGACGGGAUUUACGAAAUGAAACUAAAUCCUCCAUACACUACCAAAUUAUUAACCCAGAUGCCAGAACCAAGAUGCGGCCAUGGUUGUCAUAUUAUUGACAACCAGGUUGUGGUUGUUGGCGGAAGUACAUCAAGAUACCUUGGCAACGACGUUAAAAACACUGUGUACGUAUAUGAUAUGAACAAUAAUGAAUGUAAAACCUUACCACCACUGCCGUUUCCUAUCACUGAUAUGGCUAGUGUUAGUUAUAAAGGUAAUGUAAUUUUGAUCGGAGGUUUUAAUAACAAAGCUCAAACAUUAAACAGUGUAGUAAUGUAUGAUGUGAAAACAGGGAAAAUUAAAAUGUUGCCUUGUCUUAAUUCUAAAAGAGCAGCAAGUACAGCAGUUAUCACUAGCAAUGUUAUCAUUGUUAUGGGUGGGUAUGAUCAUGAAACUAAAACAUGUCUCAAUUCUGUAGAGUGUUUAGAUUUAAGUAGCAAUGUAUGGAGAGAACUGUCGCCAAUGCCAACUAAACGAAGUGGUGCAACUGCAGUUGUAAAACCAAUUUCAUAG